AUGCCUAAAGCAAAAUCUGACAAGGAAGCGAGGAGCAAGAAGACCACUGUGGCAUCGUUGCUAAAGGGUCUCGAGAUGUUCGACAUCGGACAUAACCCGGAGAAGGGCGUUGCGAAGGCUGGGCCUGACGGAACUCCCGCACGUGGAGUGCGAAUCCGAGCAGGCCAGAGAAUGAGGAGGGAUGGCGUCAUGACCAGAACUGAAGGCCCUGCCUGGAUGAAGUCAACCACCAUUGCCAACGUCAAGGAUUGGCUAGGCCUGGACAUCUACAAUAAAUGGGUCAAGAGCCGAGAGCGCAUGGUGAGCGACGCAGUGUCACACAAAAUCAGUACUACGGACCACACGCGCUAUCCAGCAAUCAGCGAAAUCAUCCCCAAUCUGAAGAAGCGCUUCAUACUUCGGAUCCCUCCCGAGCUCAACCCGCCACAGCCCGUCUGUCUCGCACGCUGGCCAGGUUCAAUUAAAAGAGAAGAGGCAAAGCGACUUUUCCAGCUUUGGGAUGAUUUAGUGAAUCCAUCCGAUGGACGCGCCUUCGUCUUUCAUACGCCCGAUGCCGACAAUCGUUCCGCUACGCCUGCCGCUCACUUUGGCUGCUGGUGUCACUACACAAACACCCCCCAUAUUACUGCGGACUCUCUUCCGGAAGAUCCCAUUGUCGCGGAAAGACUUCGUUUGUUUCUCGAAUACGUGGGCGCUACGAUUGUUCCCGCGGCGGGAAAUAUCCUCGAGCAAAUUGCGCCGGCUCAGCUAGGAGUUGUCAACAAGCUCCAAGAGUACUGUCUUGAAGAAUGUGGCGAGAGUCUCAGGUCCCGCAAAUGGUUACAAUUCCAGUACUUCGUCACCAUGGCGGUGAAGGAGGGCAGCUCGGAGAAAUCGCAUCUGGACCUUAUGGAUUGGAAGGAUUGGCUUACUCUCGUGUUCUCCAUCGGAACAUACGAGAGCGACUCGUUCUUCGUGCUCCCGCAGCUGGGCUUGAAAGUCAACAUGCGACCGGGUGAUGGCAUUGCCUUCCUAUCAAAUCACCUCAUGCAUUGGGCUACAUAUCCAACGGAUGGAAGGCGUCUUGUAUUCACCUGUUUUGUGGACAAGAUCACAUUCCUGCGCGUGUUUGGGCAGCAACGUUAA
Peniophora sp. CBMAI 1063 is the source of this 1125-nucleotide messenger RNA. Lineage: Eukaryota; Fungi; Basidiomycota; Agaricomycetes; Russulales; Peniophoraceae. The record is from the annotation of a GenBank genome assembly.